CUUGCAGUAGGCAUCGCCACGUGAAAAGAGGUUAGUAAGCUAGAAUAGGCAAGUCUCAUAUGUGUCAUGCACAGCGGUUGAACUGCAUUCCCCCAUCUGUGUAAUUGUUUUAUGAUGCGCGUCAGCUAGCAUUCGGUCCACAAUUCACAAUCAUUGGCACUUGUCCUUUCCACCACCGUGAAGCACGCACCACAUGUUGCUCCACGAUUCUCGACACCCACCAGGUGCCGAAUCAUCAACUUCCUUACUCUCUUGUAACAGAGAACGGUCUUCCACCUUACGGCCCGCCAAGAAAUCUAGUCCAAAAUUACACCUGUCACCCGUUAUUACAGCCAAGCGACCUUCUUCGCCUACGUCUGAUACCCGGGCAUUGAAAUCCCCAACUCGACUACACCCGGGACCAGCUAGCCCUACGAAUGGCACUGUGCAUUCCUCAGGGUUUCGUGCCCAGCUUGCGCAUCUCUUGCCUCGUCAUGCUAUAUUUCUCUUGCGCCUUACCAUACAUCAGCUCAGCAGCGUCCCGUUUGUCAAUGGAGAAUUCGAGGUGCGGUGGAAGUUCAAGGGGGUCACGUCUGGUGGAGGUCUAUUGGGAAAGGUGAAGGGCAAGGGCAGGGCUAUGGGGAGUACCACCCCGAACGGAGGUGCCAGUUCAGCUAAAGGAAAAGAGAAGGAGAAGCUUCACGAAAGUGAAAUAGACGUGGCUAACGUCAACGAUGCCUCAGACGCUCAAAGCAUUACCAACUCCAAUUCAUCCCACUCACAUGGCCCAUCCAUUCCCUCAGUCAUCGUAUCUGCAAACUCACCUGUAGUAUCCCCUACUUCAACCUCAAAUACGGGCACCGUCUCAACCCCUAGUACAACCUCAUCAUCCCAGCAUUCUCGUACUCAACACGUACCCCCACAAUACCUUUCCGCUGACUGGUUACCCCAAUCUACCCCACCAGGCCCAUCCCCCUCUCUCGCUAAAUCACUUCCGAAUGCCUAUUCUCCUGCCAAAGGUCACACUCCAUUUGAACAGCUAAAGGAACACAGCGUGGUAUGGGAACACACUCUUGAUGUUAUGGUCCAGAUGGGUAUUGGCAGGGAAACCAACGAACUCGGAGGUUGUGAGGCAAAAUUCGUCGUCAUGCAGCGAGUUAUCCCAGGCGAUCCAGAUGCACCGCGAAAUCCUAGGCUUGGCGCCGUGAGCCUAAAUCUCGCUCAAUAUGUUGACGCCGGAGUCGUCACUCGCCGCUAUUUGCUUAGACAGAGCAAGACCAAUGCUACGCUCAAGCUCACUGUUCAAUUGGAACACGUCAGCGGCGAAUCAUCCUACAUCGCUCCACCUCUCCCUAAAGGAGAGAUCCUAAGCGGGGUAGCCGGUCUACUCGACAAUGACAUCUUCCGAACACGACCACGCACCCUUGAUCUCUACGCAAACGAAAACUCCUCGUCCUCCUCUGUAUCUACCGUCUCAACCCACUCUUCCCCAAAACGCGGACCCGGUUCAAAGCGGAAAAAGAACCCGUUGGACGCGAGCCAACUUCCGAAUACUCGUGGUAUCCGCGGGACGGAGAAGCUCAUCGAAGCGCUGUUUAAUCCUGCACCUGUCACGCGCCCAGGGCAACUUACCCCCUUCACAUAUCUCCACGAGCCUUCAGCGCAGCCGCGUGACCACUUUCGAGAACUUACCACAGAAGAUGGGCACGUCCAAGUUUACGCAGAUGAGGAUGAAGCAAGACUCGCAGACGAAUCCCUAUAUUCAAAUUCAAAUUCGGAUUCCGUGGACCUGAACCACCCUCUUCCGGUACGCCAGGACUCAGAGAGCGAUUAUCAGAGUAUGCGCUCGAAGUGGACUGGCUCAUUACGGGCGCCGUCCAUGAAGAGUAUGCGAUCUGUUGCUAGGGGUCGAUCAGGGGUUGACGUUAACGAGCUCGGCCUGAGCUCUGCUGUGUCGAAUACGACUACUGUGGAGAAGCGGGGGUGGUGGCGGAAGGUGCUCCAUGCCGGAGCUGCAUCAUGAUAGUAGGGGUUUUUCUUUUUCCUACAUCUACGUCUUUUGUCACUUUUAAGGUUGCUCUUCUUGUUAUUUGUCAUUCAGGUUUUCGAUUUCGCUAUUGCACUGCAUUGCUUUCAAAGGGAGGAUUCAAAUAAUCGAGUUUUCAUUUAUAUAUCUAUAGCUGCAUUAUGCUCCUACUACAUCGUUCUGUUCGUUCAUCUUUCACUACAUAAAUUGUAUGGUAUGGUAUAUAAUCAUGCCUUAGUGGAUUAUUAUAUUCUUGUGAUAGGGCGCCGGGCGCUUGAAAUGAAAUGAGACACGUG
This is a messenger RNA of Suillus subaureus, 2301 nucleotides long. RefSeq lists its product as uncharacterized. The transcript is spliced from 3 exons. Bases 194 to 2002 code for a protein of 602 amino acids. The record is from RefSeq and is a predicted model, not a curated record. Lineage: Eukaryota; Fungi; Basidiomycota; Agaricomycetes; Boletales; Suillaceae.